Molecule: messenger RNA, 2145 nt
Organism: Spodoptera exigua (beet armyworm)
Lineage: Eukaryota; Metazoa; Arthropoda; Insecta; Lepidoptera; Noctuidae
Source: the annotation of a GenBank genome assembly
AAUUUAGAUAACUGGUACAUUGGUAAUUUAUUAGCAAUAAUGCAUAGCUUAUCUAUAGAGAUUAUUUCUUUUCUUCAGUCUGUUAAAAGUAUUGUUUAGUACUAUUUGAAAUUAGUUUUCGUAAUGAAAAUUGGCCACAGGAUAUUAAUGUAUUUUAUUCUUUUUUUAACUUAAUGUUUCAAGAUGGGGGUUCAUAUAGUUUUGCCAAUUUUCAUUACCGCCAGCUGCAUGUCGUUAAUUUGUGAUGGGAGCAAGCCAAACAUUGUUUUUAUACUAGCUGACGAUUUGGGAUGGAACGACGUCAGCUUUCACGGCUCCGAUCAAAUUUUGACGCCAAACAUUGAUUCGUUGGCAUAUUCGGGAGUGGCACUGGGGAGGUACUACAGCCACGCUAUAUGUACUCCUUCGAGAGCAGCACUUUUGACUGGAAAAUAUUCAUAUAAGACAGGAAUGCAAGGUAAUCCUCUGUUCAUGGGUGAAGAUCGGGGUAUUCCAAAAAAUGUGAAAUUAUUGCCACAGUAUUUUAAAGACGUCGGUUAUUCAACUCAUUUGAUUGGCAAAUGGCAUGUUGGCAGUUCCCGUCCAGAAUAUUUACCAACUAGCAGAGGAUUUGAUACAUAUUUCGGCCAUAGAGGUGGAUACAUAGAUUAUUAUGAGUAUACCGUAGUCGAGAAUUGGGAGGACGGUCAACAGUCAGGAUUAGGACUGUUUAAAAAUGGAACUGCUGCUUGGGACGUCGAAGGCUACAUCACCGAUGUUUACACAGACGAAGCUAUUAAAGUUAUUGAACAUCACGAUUCAUCAACUCCUCUAUUCUUAAUGGUUAAUCACAAUGCUCCUCACGCCGGAAGCCUUACCGUUGCCCUGCAGGCCCCACCAGAAGUGGUCAGAGAAAUGAGAUACGUCGAGUCUCCUGACAGAAGAAUAUUUGCUGCCAUUAUAAAGAAACUCGAUGAUAGUGUUGGUGAUAUUGUUAAAGCUUUAAAAGACAAGAGAAUUUUAGAAAACACGAUUAUUGUAUUCGCUGCUGACAACGGAGGUAUGACGACAGGGCAGUAUACCAAUUUUGCUUCUAACUUUCCGUUGAGAGGAAUUAAAAUGUCGCCUUACGAAGGUGGCGUUAGAGUAGUCGGGUUACUGUGGAGCGCAAACUUGAACAGCACGAGUCAUUAUUGGGAUGGAUACAUGCACAUCACGGAUUGGUUGCCUACAUUGUUGAGUGCUGCUGGCGUAGAACCGCCAAAAGACGUCGAUGGUGUUAAUCAAUGGGAAAGUAUCAACACUAAUUCAGCAUCGCAAAGGAAGGAAUUUUUCGAAAUCGAUGAUUACACAGGAUAUGCAUCGGUAACUUACGGAGACUAUAAGAUGAUAAUUGGUGAACCUAUUCAAAGUUACAGUGGUUAUUUGGGCGGCGAUCUCAGAGGCAUUAUUGGCAGUCCGCCGUCGUACGUUGAUGCUAUAGAGGAUAGCACAGUGUUUGGAGUCCUUCACUCAAUCGGUCGAACAGUCGAUACGAACGACUUUAGUUUGAGAAAUAGGACUGUCAUUAAAUGCGAUGUUCCUUCAAAUUCUAUAUGUUAUCCUAGUAACAAUACAGUGUGCCUCUUUAAUAUAAUAGAGGAUCCAUGUGAAACGACAGAUUUGUCUGCUACUCAUCCAGAUUUGGUUGCAAGCAUGCUAGCUUUAUUAGACGUUGAGAUGUCAAAACGGAUUCCUAGAGUUUUGCCGGUUGUUAUUGACCCUUUGUCAGCACCUAGGCUUCAUAAUUUUACAUGGGAUACUUGGAUUAAGUGAGAUUGUAUUACCUGGAUACAUUUAGUACCUGAGUACACCUAGACUGCCACUAUUAUCAUCUAAAAUAGUGCUCCAUCCACCUAAAGGUCGCCUAGAUAUCGCUUUUAACAAAAAUACCGCCUUUCUGGCCUAUAUCGUUUAUUACUUAUUUCUUACACCUUUGUUACAAAUUGCUUUAAUGUGUACAAUGAAGAUUUUAUUUGUAUUGUAAUCGUUAUUUAUUAAUUAUAUUAAAGUUAAUUUUUGCUUUAAAUUUCUGUACUUGUUCAGUUAGUUUUUUUAAAACUUGUUGUUUAAAAUGUAUUAUUUAUAUUUGUUAACAAAUCAAUAAAAUUUAUAUGCUACUAGAAU